Messenger RNA from Aspergillus candidus, 589 nucleotides. RefSeq lists its product as uncharacterized. The record is from RefSeq and is a predicted model, not a curated record. Lineage: Eukaryota; Fungi; Ascomycota; Eurotiomycetes; Eurotiales; Aspergillaceae. The transcript is spliced from 3 exons. The coding region runs from base 88 to 384 and encodes 98 amino acids.
UCAAUUCACCAUGGCUCUUCCUCUCCAGACUUUCACCUUACACUGGUUGUAUACUACUCUCAAUCAAACCCCGAAUACACAUCCAACAUGAAGCCCACAAGCAUUAUCCUCCCCCUGGGUCUCCUCAUCACCAACGCCCUAGCCGUCGACGUUACGAUCACCAUGACAGGUGGAACAACCGACAUCCGACACAUUCCUACUACAGGAGAGUGCAUCGACUUAUUCCAGGGAACACACCAUGCCAAACUCCACGGCGGAGACAAGGGUACUCUUUGCGUGUUCUGGUUAGACUCUGGAUGCACGGGUCCUCCGGUUGGGGCGAUCUCGACGCAGAAUCGUGAUAGUGAUAUGUCUGAUUCGGCGAAUGGGGCUCGCUGCCAUUGAGAUUGCUUGCUCUUUCUCCUACAUGCGCAUGAUACGCUGGGGUGACUUGACUGUCUUUGGAGAUAUGUAUUAGGUCUUAAUAUGACGAUCUCGUGAGGCUGAUUUUGGUGUUUGGGGGUAUUUGUUUUGGUAUUGACUUUGUAUACACGUUUGAAUAAUUUAGUCAAUGCUAUACAGAAUGUAAUUCAAGAUCUAUCUAUCGAUA